Messenger RNA from Sinocyclocheilus grahami, 422 nucleotides. Its product is annotated as calcium/calmodulin-dependent 3',5'-cyclic nucleotide phosphodiesterase 1C-like. Gene Ontology annotation, biological process: signal transduction. The annotation marks the transcript as partial. The record is from RefSeq and is a predicted model, not a curated record. NCBI's taxonomy places the organism in Eukaryota, Metazoa, Chordata, Actinopteri, Cypriniformes, Cyprinidae. Gene Ontology annotation, molecular function: 3',5'-cyclic-nucleotide phosphodiesterase activity. The transcript is spliced from 4 exons.
UUGCGGGCCCUGGUAGUCGAGAUGGUCCUGGCCACUGACAUGACCUGUCACUUCCAGCAGAUUAAAGCCAUGAAGAACUUCCUCCAGCAGCCAGAAGCGAUCGAUAAACCCAAGGGCUUAUCCCUGUUACUGCACACUGCUGACAUCAGCCAUCCUGCCAAAAACUGGAACAUGCACCACCGCUGGACCACCUCACUGCUGGAGGAGUUCUUCAGACAGGGCGAUAAGGAGUCAGAGCUUGGGCUUCCUUUUUCUCCUUUAUGUGACCGCAAGUCUACCAUGGUGGCCCAGUCUCAGAUCGGUUUCAUUGAUUUCAUCGUGGAGCCCACAUUUACUGUGCUGACAGACAUGAUUGAGAAAGUCGUGACUCCGCUGAUCGAAGAAACCUCACCCUCCGGCCUGGCUGGAUUCAGGCGGUCCAG